GAAAAAAGGAAAUUAUUGGAAUGGCUCUCGCCAGUUGACUAUGCUUCAAAGCAAUCUGAAAUCUUCAAACGAAACCAAGCAGGAACUGGAAAGUGGUUUCUAGAAUCGCCCCAGUUUCAGGAUUUCCUUAAUGGAAGCACAUCUACACUCUUUUGCCCUGGAAUCCCUGGAGCUGGAAAAACCAUCAUGUCAUCUUUGGUAAUCAACGAACUAUGGAAGCGUUUUCCAGCCGGAGAUCGAGGAAUUGCCGCUAUUUAUUUUGAUUACAAGAAACCAGGAGAGCAGACACUAGAGAGCGUGUUUGCUGGCAUUCUCAAGCAAUUGGUUCAGGCACAACCUGUAAUCCAUGGGUCUGUUGACAAACUGUACGAGGCACACCACCGGUCCGGUUCAAAACCGACAGUUGAGGAGCUUACAAGCUGCCUUUCAUCUAUGUCAAGAAACUACCAGCGUGUGUAUCUAGUACUUGAUGCACUGGACGAGAGUGAUACUGUCACGCGGAGAAAGUUACUUGCAGAGAUUGUAAAACUACAAGCUCAGGGAUUUAUACAACUGAUGGCAACCUCACGACCCCUCCAAGACAUCGUGGAGAUGUUCAAGGGUGCUAAUAUUUUGGAGGUCAGAGCUUCCAAAGAUGACGUUCGGUUAUACGUUGAGAAAAACUUGGACUUCCUUGCCGAUUGGGAGGAUGCAGAGCUGGAAAAAAGGGUAGUUGAGGGGAUCGUUGAAGCCGCCGAUGGAAUAUUCCUUCUAACUCGACUCCAUCUUGAUUCUUUGGAAGACAAAGUGACAUUGCGCGACCUCGAAGAAGCUCUAACGCGUCUUCCAAAGGGCUCUGAGGCUGUCUCCAAAGCAUACGACAGCGCAAUUGAGCGAAUCGAGUUUCAAAAACCACGCAUCCGGGGCCUUGCCCGACAACUCAUAUCCUGGGUCACACUUGCCAAAGAGCCACUUUCCUCCCGAGCACUAGAGCAUGCACUAGCCAUCGAACCUGGGGUCUUCAGUCUGGAUCAAAAGCGGACACCAAAAAUGAAGCUCGUUAUAUCUGCCUGUGCAGGUUUGGUUACAGUGGAGUCAGAACGCAACAUUGUCAGGUUAAUUCACUACACCGCACAAGAAUAUUUCGAAGCGAAGAUACUGCAAUGGAUGCCGAAGGCGCUUGAAGACAUUACUAACAGAUGUCUCACUUAUUUGAUGCUUCCGGAAUUUUCGAGGCCUGCACCAGCUUCCCUUUACAAUGUUGCUUUCAAGCUUGAAUCUGAGCUGAUUUCCCCACUCGCACAUUAUGCGGCUCAAUACUGGGGCAAGCAUGCCCAAGGGAUACAAAGCCAGGUCAGAGACUUGGCUCUGAAAUUUCUGACAAGCAAGUAUAUUGAAAACUUGUCGCGAUUCUUUCCGGUAUUCGGAAUCGGCAACAAAACGUUGACGGGGCUUCACCUGGCAACAUUUUUUGGUUUAUCAGAGCUAGCAGUUAUACUGCUACAAAAUGGUCACGCCCCGAACCCGAAGACCGAUGAUGGGAUAACUCCCCUCACCAUUGCAGUAAAAACUCGUCAAGAACGAAUGAUUGAGUUAUUAUUGACUUGGCCCACGGUUGACGUAAACAUAAGAAGCGGUUUACAACAAACACCACUGCAGUGGGCAUUAACACAUCGAGACUCAGAAAAGAUAGUCAAGCUCUUGUUGGAAAGAGCUGAUAUUGAUCCUAAUGCGAGAUAUAUAAACAAGAAUACGCCACUC
Aplosporella prunicola CBS 121167 is the source of this 1740-nucleotide messenger RNA. RefSeq lists its product as uncharacterized. The record is from RefSeq and is a predicted model, not a curated record. NCBI's taxonomy places the organism in Eukaryota, Fungi, Ascomycota, Dothideomycetes, Botryosphaeriales, Aplosporellaceae. The annotation marks the transcript as partial. The transcript has 2 exons. Gene Ontology annotation, molecular function: protein binding.